Guyanagaster necrorhizus is the source of this 1928-nucleotide messenger RNA. Its product is annotated as serine carboxypeptidase. NCBI's taxonomy places the organism in Eukaryota, Fungi, Basidiomycota, Agaricomycetes, Agaricales, Physalacriaceae. Gene Ontology annotation, molecular function: serine-type carboxypeptidase activity. The record is from RefSeq and is a predicted model, not a curated record. Gene Ontology annotation, biological process: proteolysis. The transcript is spliced from 10 exons. Gene Ontology annotation, cellular component: fungal-type vacuole. The coding region runs from base 195 to 1685 and encodes 496 amino acids.
CUACGGCUCAGUGUGUGAAAGGCUCUUCAUCCGUGGAGAAUAAUUUACUCACUACGCUUGGAUCGUCUUAUCGUCGCACGUGCCAAGGGAACGGAACUGAAGAUAUAUUUGUGCUUGGAUUCUCAGCCAUACACGAUAAGCAACAAAGCGGCUUCUAGCCCUGCCGUUAUCAUCACCUGUUUGCAAUCCCUCUCAUGCUGCUGUCUUACCUCCUUUACGUCUUUUCGUUUUUCUGCUCUACUGUCGCGAUACAAACCUUUCUGGCAGUAAACAGAUCAACUACUACGACUCUGAACAACGAAAACGAUGCCCUUUUGCCACACCCGCAGUCUCUCUCUCUCCUUUCUUAUGAUCAUUUCGAAACUCUCGAGCCGCAUCCCAUAUACCCCAACCAUUCCGUAAGGAUCAAGAAAACCGACUUUUGUGACGGAAAUGUAAGCGCAUACACUGGAUACAUAGACAUCCAAGCCCGCCACCUAUUUUUCUACUUUUUCGAGAGCAGGAGCAACCCCGACAAAGACGAUGUGAUCUUCUGGACUAACGGGGGCCCGGGUUGCUCCUCGUCGCUUGGUUUAUUCAUGGAACUAGGUCCCUGCCGAGUCCUCGACUCUGGCGGGCCCAAGUACAAUCCAUAUUCUUGGAACACGAACGCGAACGUUUUCUUCAUCGAUCAGCCCAUCGGUGUUGGAUUCUCCUACGCCGAGUAUGGCGAAACUGUCAGCACGUCUGAAGAUGCCGCGCAAGACGUCGCUGCCUUUGUUACUAUUUUCUUCAGCAGCUUUGACCAGUUCAAAGGGAGAUCGUUUCAUAUGGCGGGCGAAUCAUAUGGUGGAAGGUACCUCCCUCUGUUUGCCUCGGCUGUAUAUGACAACAACGCGAAGCUCUUGGCCGCUGGUCAAACACCUAUCAACCUCACGUCUGUAAUGAUAGGAAACGGAAUAACGGAUAGCAUAACAACGCUUCUAUCCUACUUCGACGUGCAAUGCACCGCAGCCUCCGUCCCGCCAAUCCUAGAUAUCAAAACCUGCGUUUACAUGAAAUCCACACUCCCAAGAUGCAAAAAAUGGAUGACCCAAUCCUGUGUGGACCAAUUCGACUCCGUCAACUGUGGCGCUGCAUACUCCUUCUGCAGCUCGGUUCUCAGCACCCCUUACCGACAAACCGGCAUGAACCCAUACGACAUGAGCCGCAAAUGCGACGGGGACAUCUCCGUGACGCUUUGCUACCCAAUGACCAAAUACAUCCUCCAAUACCUCGAUGACCCCGCCAUCCGCACCCUCCUUGGUGUCGAACCCUCCCUAACAGCCAACUUCACGUCGUGCAACCACGACGUAGGGAACGACUUCCGUGCUGCCCAGGAUACUCUCCACCCCACCAAGGACUAUGUCUCCGCCCUUCUCGAACGCGGCGUAAGGGUGCUCAUAUACGUGGGUACGUAUGAUUGGAUAUGUAAUUGGGUUGGGAACGAGCGGUGGACGAUCGCGUUGGGGUGGAGUGGGCAGAGGGAGUUUGCGAGGGAGGAAUUGAAGGAGUGGUAUGUCGAUGAGAAACCUGCUGGGAAGAUGCGGAGCGUGAAGGGGUUGACAUUUGCUACUGUUGAUGGAGCGGGGCAUAUGGUCCCUUACGAUAAGCCGAAAGAAUCUUUGGCCAUGGUUCAGCGGUGGCUUCGCGGGGACGAUUUCUGAAUCUAUUCUUUGUCUUUACUCUGAUUGCUGUCGAGAUCAGUUGUCAAAUAUAUUCGCCAUGAAUUCAAAUUUGUAUCCAAAAAUAAAAUAUGUGCGAUUCGUAGUGAUACAUAUGAAGGAGAUUCAUCACCCAAGGUGCGCGAACUGGUUCAAGACAUCCCUCGCAGUAUCCGCCUUCAUUCUAAAACCCAGCACAAAUAUCCUCUCUUGCUUUCCCGAAUCAUAACUCACCAGAUACUUAGC